Messenger RNA from Ruditapes philippinarum (Manila clam), 2462 nucleotides. RefSeq names its product transcription factor Sox-8-like. Lineage: Eukaryota; Metazoa; Mollusca; Bivalvia; Venerida; Veneridae. Gene Ontology annotation, molecular function: DNA-binding transcription factor activity, RNA polymerase II-specific; RNA polymerase II cis-regulatory region sequence-specific DNA binding. The record is from RefSeq and is a predicted model, not a curated record. The coding region runs from base 262 to 1692 and encodes 476 amino acids. Gene Ontology annotation, biological process: morphogenesis of an epithelium; negative regulation of transcription by RNA polymerase II. The transcript is spliced from 3 exons. Gene Ontology annotation, cellular component: nucleus.
ACAACGUAAGAACGAAAUACUAUCAUAAUCACCUUGACAGUUUCUGAGAUACACUCGCGCAUUUUCAUCUCCAGGAAUGAUAUAAUUCUACUUAAUAAAACAAUUAAUGCAUCUGUUCGUAACAUAGAAAAAUACGUUGAAAAGUUGAUGUCAGAACAAUAAGCAUAAACAUUUUAUCUUGUGCGUAAAAAGUGCGAAGUAUUAAAGUAGUUGACUUAAGGUGUCAGUGACUUUUUGUGUGGACUUAUUAAAAUAAUAUUCAUGUUAGAUACAACCUUGCGGGAUACUAUGAGUGACACCGACGAUAGUCAUGGUGAUCCAUGCAGCCCGACGGCUCUUUCGCCGGACUUGAAGAAAGUUGACGUUGACGGCGACGCACUGCCGGAGAAAAUUCAGGAGGCAGUUUCUCACGUCUUGAAAGGAUAUGACUGGUCCCUUAUCCCUAUGCCACAGAGAGGACCGGGUGGUGAGAAGAGAAAGCCUCACAUUAAGAGACCAAUGAAUGCUUUCAUGGUUUGGGCUCAGGCAGCCAGACGGAAGUUAGCGGACCAGUAUCCACAUUUGCACAAUGCUGAACUGAGCAAAACUUUGGGAAAACUUUGGAGGUUACUGAACGAGGAAGAAAAGAGGCCGUUUGUGGACGAGGCAGAGAGACUUCGGGUCCAGCACAAGAAGGACCAUCCCGACUACAAGUACCAGCCACGCCGUCGCAAACCUCUAAAGAACCCCAAUCAGGACAACAACAACCCGAAUCCACUUCCUAAAGGCGUAAUGUUUAAAGGUUUGCCAGAUGGAUCACCUUCCAAUAUGAGUGACGAUAGUAGUGAUUGUUCGAGCCCUCACAACCCACACGGGCCUCCUACACCACCAGCCACACCAAACCACCAAGAACUCAUGAACCUACAAAAGUGCAUGAACGACCGUCUUCGGGCCAGACACAUGCCAGGUCACCCACAAGCCCAGCCAAUAGAUUUCAGUCGAGUGAAUUUACAAGAUCUAGGAGUGCCAGAGGUCAUGCCCCUCGACACAUUCGACGAUCAUGAACUUGAUCAAUAUCUACCCAAUGGUCUCCCAAAUACAGGUCACAUGACCAGCCACAACCAAUCGGAGCAAUACUCAUCAUGCUACCAAGGCAAUGCUACGACAUCAGCAGCAUCAUGGUCCGGUUGUUUCAGACCAUCAACCGGUUCUUGCAUGCAGGCUUACAGUGCUCUAACCAACUCUACGAAUACAAGUAACGUAAACAACACGAACAAUAACAUUCCAUCACCAUACGAUUUAUCUGGCGCAAACUCACCUAACAAUCAAGCAAACUCCCCAAAUGCCAUCCAAAACUCACAGCAGACGUCAUCACCUACCGGAAGUAUGCAUAGUCCUGGUUUCCAAGGAUCCAGUACAAACGCUAGCUGUAAAGUGAGAGACGAUUCGGAGUCUGGAAUAAAGAUUGAACCAGCAAAUCACCCACGUGGUCCUGCCCCGAGAUACCCGUGUGAUAAUAAAUUUGACUACAGUAACUCGUCCGUGUCUCGUUUCGAAGGAAGUGCUCACCAAAACAUGACGUACACUCCGGGCAAUACGCAUGCGCAAUAUAUGCACUCAUUGAACUAUUCACAUAUGGGCAUGUCUCGGCAAAUGUUCAACCCAAUUGCUGCCGCCGUUCCCGGGGAACAACAGUGGGAAAGAUAUACUUGAAAAAACUGUCGUGAGUUCGAUUCCCGAUGGAGAAAAAGUUAAACUAGCACAACUGGCGGGGAGACCACAAAUCUCUGAUUUAUACCGGGAACUUUGUCGAGAGCCAACGCAGAAAAGUGCUACAUAGAAAACAUGUAUAAUAGUUUUACUCCCCAUUGUGUCGAGAGAAAAAAUAACAUAAUGUAGCUUAGAAACAGUGCUUUAUGUGAGAGAAUAUGUGUCCUGAACAUUCUUCCAGGUUACAUAGAACCUGUCAUUGUGUAAUGUUUUAUGAAUUUAUGUUAAAUUAUUUAUUUUCGCAUUUAUUCAUUCAUUUUGACAUUGUUAUUUCAUUUAUCAUGUAUAACUUAAGUUUUGCUUUCGCUAUGUUUGUAAAUUGUUUUAUUUUAAUUCAACUUUUGACAGAAUUUAUUUUAGUCCCGAAUUGUAGGUGAACGUUUUUAAAUUAUGCUUUUAUAUCAAGACAGUGCAUAAGAAAUGUAUUAUUUAAUAAAUUUGUAUGUGCCUUAAACUAUUCUAAAAUAUUUCGUUUCAUUUUGCAAACGACAUUGCUAAUUGUUAUCGUUUUCAUCUUCAAAUAUAUCCAUUAGAAUUAACUGCUGUCUUUAAGUCAUAAGUUUGAAUGAUUGUAUAACUAUGAUCGUGUAUUUCAAGAAAAAUCACAAUUCGCAAAUCCAUUAUUUAUUUGACACAAAAGGUCAGAGUAUUAUUCAACAGAAAACAAGUCAUCCCGGUGCCUUGAAUAACAUUUUUGUAUUUCUUACUGUAUU